This is a messenger RNA of Protopterus annectens (West African lungfish), 681 nucleotides long. Its product is annotated as high mobility group nucleosome-binding domain-containing protein 5-like. Lineage: Eukaryota; Metazoa; Chordata; Ceratodontiformes; Protopteridae. The record is from RefSeq and is a predicted model, not a curated record. The transcript has a single exon. Bases 1 to 681 code for a protein of 226 amino acids.
AUGGAAGAAGGCCGUCAUUUUACCCAUCUGAGAUAUGGAACAGAUACCAUCCACAUGGAAGAAGGCUAUCAACAUACCCAUCCAGGAUACAGAACAGAUACAAUCCACAUGGAAGAAGGCCAUCAUCGUAUCCAUCAGGGAUACGGAACAGAUAACAUAUACAUGAAAGAAGGCCAUCAUCGUACCCAUAUUAGAUUUGAGACAGAUAUCAUCUAUAUGGAAGAAGGCCGUCAUCAUACCCAUCCAGGAUACGGAACAAAUACCAUCCACAUGGAAGAAGGCCAUCAUCAUACCCAUCCAGGAUACAGAACAGAUACCAUCCAGAUGGAAGAAGGCCGUCAUUGUACCCAUCUGGGAUACAGAACAGAUACCAUCCACAUGGAAGACUGCAAUCAUCGUACCCAUCCAGGAUAUGGAACAGAUACCAUCCACAUGGAAGAAGGCCAUCAUCGUACAUAUCUGAAAUAUGGGACAGAUACCAUCCAUAUGGAAGAAGGCCGUCAUCGUACCCAUCCAGGAUAUGGAACAGAUACCAUCCACAUGGAAGAAGGCCAUCAUCAUACCUAUCCAGAAUAUGGAACAGAUACCAUCCAGUUGGAAGAAGGCUGUCAAUGUACCCAUUUGGGAAAUGGAACAGAUACCAUCCACAUGGAAAAAGGCUAUCAUCAUAUCCAUCCAUGA